Messenger RNA from Tyto alba (common barn owl), 678 nucleotides. RefSeq names its product ribosomal protein S10 (gene RPS10). The transcript has 6 exons. Gene Ontology annotation, molecular function: structural constituent of ribosome; RNA binding. The record is from RefSeq and is a predicted model, not a curated record. Lineage: Eukaryota; Metazoa; Chordata; Aves; Strigiformes; Tytonidae. Gene Ontology annotation, cellular component: cytosolic small ribosomal subunit.
CAGCGCCGCGGCCGCCCCCGGCGCCGGUGAGGGGGGUCCUUCGGGAGGCCGGAAGCGGCGGCGCGGCGCAGGCGCACUCCUUUCCGCUGCUGGGCCCGCCGCCGCCGACACGAUGUUGAUGCCAAAGAAGAACCGAAUCGCCAUCUACGAGCUCCUUUUCAAGGAGGGAGUGAUGGUGGCCAAGAAAGACGUCCACAUGCCGAAGCACCCCGAGCUCGUCGACAAGAACGUGCCCAACCUCCACGUCAUGAAAGCAUGCAGGUAUGGGGAAUUCUCUCUCUAGUCUCUGAAAUCCCGUGGUUAUGUGAAAGAGCAGUUUGCGUGGAGGCAUUUCUACUGGUAUCUGACCAACGAGGGCAUCCAGUACCUGCGCGAUUACCUUCACCUCCCCCCUGAGAUCGUCCCUGCGACCUUGCGCCGGAGCCGCCCGGAGACUGGGAGACCGCGGCCCAAAGGUCUGGAAGGUGAACGCCCCGCGCGUCUCACUCGGGGAGAAGCUGACAGGGACACAUACAGACGCAGUGCUGUUCCACCUGGUGCUGACAAGAAAGCUGAGGCUGGUGCUGGAGCAGCCACUGAAUUCCAGUUUAGAGGUGGAUUUGGUCGUGGACGUGGUCAGCCUCCUCAGUAGAACUUCCUGCUCAUGUUUUGUGUAUAAUAAAAUAGGUGAAAAUUCCA